This is a messenger RNA of Grammomys surdaster, 1434 nucleotides long. RefSeq names its product gap junction protein beta 4 (gene Gjb4). The coding region runs from base 385 to 1185 and encodes 266 amino acids. The transcript has 2 exons. Gene Ontology annotation, cellular component: connexin complex. Gene Ontology annotation, molecular function: gap junction channel activity. Lineage: Eukaryota; Metazoa; Chordata; Mammalia; Rodentia; Muridae. Gene Ontology annotation, biological process: cell communication. The record is from RefSeq and is a predicted model, not a curated record.
AGACAGACAAGCCGGCACCGGAGAGAGAGGACCCACAGACAGGGCACAAGAAGGAAGGAAAUAGACGCUAACUUUUGGAAUCUGAAGACCAGGGUUCAAGACCACCUGUGCUACUUGCUGCUGUGAGAUCUCGGGCAUGAGACCUCUGACCUCUCAGCCUUCACACACUUUCCUGUGAAAUGGGGACUGUCCCCGUCCCAUCUCUGAGUCACUGUGAAUGAGGACACAAAUGGCCUCAUGGUUGUUGUGAAACAGUUUAGUCCUUAACCUCAUUUACAAAGGCAUCCGUCUGCAGGUUCUCCCAGGCCUCGUUACUCCCAGGGCCUGAGAAGUUAGCGCACCAGUGCACACACGUUCACGUGAGGCACCUAGGACACGGCCAGCAUGAACUGGGGAUUUCUUCAGGGAAUCCUGAGCGGCGUGAACAAGUACUCCACAGCACUGGGCCGCAUCUGGCUGUCGGUGGUCUUCAUCUUCCGGGUACUGGUGUAUGUAGUGGCAGCGGAGGAGGUGUGGGAUGACGACCAGAAGGAUUUCGUCUGCAACACCAAGCAGCCAGGCUGCCCCAACGUCUGCUAUGACGAGUUCUUCCCCGUGUCCCAUGUGCGCCUCUGGGCCCUGCAACUCAUCUUGGUCACCUGUCCUUCCCUGCUAGUGGUCAUGCACGUGGCCUAUCGAGAAGAGCGGGAAAGAAAACACCGCCUCAAAUAUGGACCCAACGCCCCAGCCCUGUACAGCAAUCCGAGCAAGAAGAGGGGUGGCCUGUGGUGGACGUACCUUCUGAGUCUUAUCUUCAAGGCUGCUGUGGACUCGGGAUUUCUCUACAUCUUCCAUUGUAUUUACAAAGACUAUGACAUGCCCCGAGUGGUAGCUUGCUCUGUGGAUCCCUGCCCCCACAUCGUGGACUGUUACAUUGCCCGACCCACAGAGAAGAAGGUCUUCACCUACUUCAUGGUAGUCACAGCAGCCAUUUGUAUCCUACUCAACCUCAGUGAGGUCGCCUACCUCGUGGGCAAGAGAUGCAUGGAGGUCUUCCGUCCCCGGCGCCGGAAAGCUUCCAGGAGGCACCAACUACCAGAUACGUGCCCACCAUAUGUGAUCUCCAAAGGAGGUCACACCCAAGAUGAGAGCACGAUCCUAACAAAGGCCGGGAUGGCCACAGUGGAUGCAGGUGUGUAUCCGUGACCUGCAGGUAGGGUUAUGAGGUUACUCUCUGUCCACUGAAGCCACCCAGGAAAAUGGGCAAAAGCUGCAGCAGGUCAGGUGGGGAAUAAAGUUGUGGGGACUCUGGAAGUUCAUCCAAGAGCUAGCAGACGAUGGGAAGCACCCUUGAGUCCCUAGAUCCUGAGCCCCCAGGGACUUGAUGGCUGGUGGGGAUUUUAUAUUUGUCAAUAGAGUACCUCAACCCCAUUAAUAAAUAUGAUGUUCCCAGUG